AUGAUGAAAGCGGAGCAAGGCAGAGUCCUGAGCCUCUGCAUUCUGAUUCUUUGCUGGAACGGCAACACAUCCUCUGCGGCUCCAUCUACUGCACCCCCUCUUGGCACUGAAUCCGUUCUCCCCGAGUCAUCCAGCAAGGGAUUGUUAGAAGGAGAGGGGUCAGCGCAGAUCUCAGCUGGAAAGGGCAGCGCAGUCCUGAUACGGGCCACAAAUCCAAGGCCACCAUUGGAGGCCACUGUUGAAACCAUCAGCACAUAUUCAGAUGGCUCUCUAUCAGUCAACCCCCAAACAGAUGUCACAAAUAUCACUGCCAGCACAGCGCGCUACGCAGUGGUGCUCAAGCCUGGCUUCAACAAGUCAGAGCUGGCGCCACUGUGUGAGUUUGCCGCCAAGAACUUUGGAGUGGUCUGCCAGCACACACUGACCCGCACCUCCUCUGGUUUUGUGACAGAGGCAAGGGAGGAUCAGAUGGUGGCUUUUCUGGCGGCGGCUGGAGAUCUGGUCAGCUAUGCGAGGGAGGACGAGCACCUGCAGCUCUCUGCUGGAACAUUCCAAUCACCUGAAGACCUGAGCGCACAGGCUCUGGGCACCACGAUAUCACAAGGUCUCUGGUCGCUGGACAGGAUAGAUGCCAGAUCUCUGCGCCGCGAUUACAGAUACAAUUUUGAUGGGGACGGAAGCGGCGUACACAUCUAUGUGAUUGACACUGGCAUUAACGCUGUGCACGAAGAAUUCUUGAGCGCCGACGGGGCGGCCUCGCGGAUAAUGACCGGGUUCUCGAUCGACGGCGCGACCCCUCAGUCAGACUGCAACGGCCAUGGAACACAUAUUUCUGCCACCGCUGCCGGCCGCUACUUUGGCGUCGCCAAAAACGCCUUUAUCCACCCUUUGCGUGUGAUUGGGUGCGACGGAUCGGGGUCCAUGCUGGAUGUGAUUACUGCGUUGGAGUGGGUGCAUGCGCAUGCACAGCCGCCGGCUACUGUGCUGAUGUCCCUGGGCGGCCCGGCAGCACAGGUGUUUGAUGACGCCUGCCAGAGCCUGGUAGACGCCGGCAUAUCCGUAGUGGUGGCUGCUGGCAACGAGGGCACGGGUGACUCACCACUUACUAACCCACGCAUGCUAGCUAGGAAUGACGUCAACGUGCUGUGUGGGCUGACGUCAGUAGAAACCGAUAUCAACUCUGAGCAUGACCACACUGCUGAUGCGUGCACGUUCAGCCCGGCGCGGCAGCCGUCGGUGAUAGCGGUGGGAGCGACCGGCGCUGACGACACCAUGGCCAGCUUCUCGAACGGUGGAAGCUGUGUCGACCUGCUCGCGCCCGGUGUUGGAAUCCUGUCUGCCGGCCUGGGCUCCUCCACAGCCACAGCGUUCAAGAGUGGGACGUCCAUGGCUGCCCCUCAUGUGGUUGGUGCUGCCGCCAUCUACCUCGAACAAAACCCCUCCGCUCCUCCCUGGCAGGUGCAGGCAGCACUGCAGUCAAAGGCUAGCUGGAACAGAAUCCUUGAAACCAGCCUAAGUGCUGACACUCCAAACGCACUCCUCAAUUCUCUCCUGCCGCCGCCCCUGAAGGUCUCCUGGGUCGGCAACGGCAGCAGCUUCCUCGUUCUGACAGAUGACAACCAACAGUUGGGCUACCAGCUUGCAGUGGAGCUGACUCAGCGUCCCCAGGGCACCGUCACCAUCUAUCCAACCCCAACUGACUCCUCAGGCCGUCUGGUGCUGAGCGGGACAUUUGCCGCCAACUCGCUGAAAUUCACCGUGGCCAAUUGGGACCAGGCUCAGGGGCUGCUGGCAGCGGCGGCGCGUGACAACGCCCCUGGGGACAGCUCCUUGGCAAUCGACUUUUAUGUUGUCGCCCCUAGCGACCCGGACAUUGAUGGAAAUACGCACGUGUUCCAUGUCGUGGAUGAGCGGACGCUGCCUGGAGAGCAUGCAGACUUCCCUCUGUUGAUCACCGGCGUUCCCUUCACCGGAGCAGGCUCCACUGUGGGAUUCUCCCAGGACUACCACCCUGCCGCCUGUUCUGGCGCGGCAGAGACGCCCCUGCAGACCGCGCCGGACGUGGUGUAUGCAUUUAAGCCGGCGAUCAACUGCGCGGUGUCUGUGUCACUCUGCGGCUCGGCCUUUGACACGAGACUGGCGCUCUACAGCCGGGCAGACGACUGGACUGACUUGACAGAAGUGGCCUGCAACGAUGACUACUGCCAGGACCGCAGCUAUCUUGAGGCAGUGAUGUCAGCGGGGAGCAUCUAUUACUUAGUCAUCUCCGGCUUCCAGGCAGCCGCCGGACAGUACCAGCUGGACGUGCGCUCUCUUGACGGCUCCUCCGUGGCAGGGCUGCAGCUGCGCGGCACCUACGCGGAAGCUCCCUCCGUACCUGCCGCCGCUGCCGUCACGAACGCCUCCCAGACAGGUGUUGGCGCACCGGCAGAUCCAAAACUGCAGAUACAGCCGUGGGACGGCGUUGCCUGCCCAUGCGGCGCUGCCAUGCUGGAAAGAUCGCUCACCUGCACAGACGGCUACCAGCUUCUUCCCCUGUCCAGCUGCGCUGAUGUCAGCGCUGCCACUGCCAGGGGCGCUGCAGAGGGAGUGCAGCUCAGCGGCCCAGUGGCAGACGGCUUGUGCCAGCUGGCGAAGCCGGCGGUGUCGCAGGUGUGCAGCGCUGAGUCAGCGUGCCAGCUGCGCAGCGGCGUUGACUGCUCCAGCAACGGCCUCUGCAGCGCCUCGGCCGGCAAGUGUAUCUGCAACCAGGGCUGGCAGGGAAAGUACUGCCAGACACCCACAGACUGCGCUGGCAGUCUGGAUGCGGCAGGCAACUGCUGCGCGGCUGAGCUAUCGGCGGCCGGCGAGUGCUGCGCUGCCGUGGAUGCUGACAUGGCAUGCUGUGUCAGCGCUGAGCUGGACGCCUCCGGCACCUGCCUGGGCGCUGCCAGCAGCAUAGACCUCCAAGGAGCGCCUUGCCAGGGCAUGAUAGAUGCCGCCGGCUUCUGCUACUACGGGGUGGUUGACGCGUUUGGAGUCUGUAACGGAUGGGACGCCUCAGGACAGAUCGCGCUGUCUCUAAUCGGCGCACCGGCCAGCGCGGCCUCGGCGGCGGCCGUCGCGGGCUACCUUGGAAUUGACCCCAGCCGCUUACACCCCACUUCUCAAGCUUCCGCGGCGGUUGCUGCCAAAAGUGUGGAGAGCAGCCAGGGGUCCAGUCAGCGGCGGCGGCGGCUGUCGGCUGCCGGCAGCACUACGGCGCACUUUGUCAUUGACGCAUUUACCCCCAGCAGCCGUGCAAUCACCUCAUCAACCCUCACCAUGGGCCAGGUGGAGUACUUGCUGGGUGUGGCAGCCGUUGCCAGUGGCGGCAGUGCCAAGGUGGCGGUUUUGGGAGUGACGCCGGUGUCACUGUGCGGCAACGGCGUCUGUGAGACCGGGGAGCGGCCUGUUGCCAACACCAGCUCUAGCAUCGGGUCCGCAGGCUGCCCGGCAGACUGCCCGCUGCCCUUCGUGCCCUGCCCCAAACCCCCCGGAUCGCUCUCGCCCUGCGGGGGGGCCCCGCGGGGGGUCUGCGCGUCGGCCAGCGGCGCAUGCGCGUGCGGCCGCGGCUACGCGGGCGCCGAUUGCGGCGGCUGCUCCGCCGGAUUUUACCGGCAGGGGACGCGCUGCCUCGCCAAACCCAACAGUGGGGCGGAAAGCGCGGCCGCUGCAUGGCUGGGGGCACACUUUGCCACGGUGCUUAUCAUGGCAGGGGCGGCUGCAAUAUUUGUGGCGGCCCUUGGCUCCGCUCUGUGGUGGUGCCGGCACAAGCAACUCCAGCAGACUGGGAACCUGAAGCAACAGCUCAUCAAGGGCUAA
Molecule: messenger RNA, 3843 nt
Organism: Coccomyxa subellipsoidea C-169
Lineage: Eukaryota; Viridiplantae; Chlorophyta; Trebouxiophyceae; Coccomyxaceae
Exons: 25
Coding region: 1-3843 (1280 amino acids)
Biological process (GO): proteolysis
Molecular function (GO): serine-type endopeptidase activity
Source: RefSeq, a predicted model, not a curated record